UUUCUCAUUUGUUGGGGCGUGUACGUGUAUGUGUGUGUGAGUGCGUGUGCGUGUGCGUGUGUGUGUGUGUGUGUGUGUGUACGGGGGCUGAGGGAAUACGUGGGGGCGAAACCGAACCGGCCAUGGCAGCUGCAGAAGAGGAGGACGGGGGCCCUGAAGGGCCAAACCGCGAGCGGGGCGGGGCAGGCGCGACCUUCGAAUGUAAUAUAUGUUUGGAGACCGCUCGGGAAGCUGUGGUCAGUGUGUGUGGCCACCUGUAUUGUUGGCCUUGUCUUCAUCAGUGGCUGGAGACACGACCCGACCGGCAAGAAUGCCCUGUCUGCAAAGCUGGCAUCAGCAGAGAUAAGGUUGUCCCUCUUUAUGGGCGAGGGAGCCAGAAGCCCCAGGAUCCCAGAUUGAAAACUCCACCCCGUCCUCAGGGCCAGCGACCAGCUCCUGAGAGCAGAGGGGGAUUUCAACCAUUUGGUGAUACCGGGGGCUUUCACUUCUCAUUUGGUGUUGGUGCUUUUCCCUUUGGCUUUUUUACCACCGUCUUCAAUACCCAUGAGCCUUUCCGCAGGGGCGCAGGUGUGGAUUUGGGACAGGGUCACCCAGUCUCCAGUUGGCAGGAUUCCCUCUUCCUGUUUCUUGCCAUCUUCUUCUUUUUCUGGCUGCUCAGUAUUUGAGCUGUGUCUCCAUCCUGCCCACCUCCAGCCAGAAGAGAAUCAGUAUUGGGGGUCCCUACUGACCCCUCCUUAUUUCUGAACACCCUUUCUUCUUGUGACGCCCUCCAUUUCUGCUGGCUAAGGUCAACCCUGGCCACUCUCUAGGAGGUCAUGGAGAGGAGUCACUUCUGUGCAUAGGAAGGGAAAGCCAGCUGCUCUGAGCUGCUCUGAAUUCUUGCUGGAAUUCUCUGAAUUCUUGCAAUGAAACUCCAGUCCUGGGGGAGGAGGACAGACUGAAGACAACAUCCAUUUCUCCUCUCUCCUAAUCUUUUGUUUUCCUCCAGAUUUAUGAAUUGAUGUUGAAAGGUGGGCAAGGCUCCCUCUGACUCUCUUCCAUUCCUCCUCUUGUUGAUUUAAUUUAAUUUUCCUCUUCCCAGUGCUUAAUAUGAGUUCCAACUCUUAAUUGCUCCCCUCCCCUCACUACCUCCUUUAUGAUAAAUUCAAUAAAAAAGAUGAAAUGUA
Messenger RNA from Dipodomys ordii (Ord's kangaroo rat), 1166 nucleotides. RefSeq names its product ring finger protein 5, E3 ubiquitin protein ligase (gene Rnf5). Gene Ontology annotation, biological process: ubiquitin-dependent protein catabolic process. The transcript is spliced from 6 exons. Gene Ontology annotation, cellular component: endoplasmic reticulum. Bases 123 to 665 code for a protein of 180 amino acids. Gene Ontology annotation, molecular function: ubiquitin-like protein conjugating enzyme binding; ubiquitin protein ligase activity. The record is from RefSeq and is a predicted model, not a curated record. NCBI's taxonomy places the organism in Eukaryota, Metazoa, Chordata, Mammalia, Rodentia, Heteromyidae.